This is a messenger RNA of Pocillopora meandrina, 1910 nucleotides long. Lineage: Eukaryota; Metazoa; Cnidaria; Anthozoa; Scleractinia; Pocilloporidae. The record is from the annotation of a GenBank genome assembly.
AUGUGUAAAGAGAUUAAAGAGAAAUGGAGAGUUCUUGUUCCCGUCGGUGCAGGUAUGGUGUUGUUUUCAUUUUUUGCUGUUUGGAAUCAUGUUUCUUGUAGAAACAGAUAGACACCAGUGGUAUUCCUUGUUCUUCUGCCAGAGAAUUAGGCAAUUAGGAUAGGCAACCAACAGAAUUUGUAAGUAGUUCAUUUCUUAGGUCAAUAUGACGAUAACUGCUCACUUCUUGUGACAGAAAAGCUUCAACAGGAAACUGAGAAAAAAAGGUAGAAGGUAAAAGGUAGUCGAUAACUUUCGACUUUAAAACAGGUUCAAUUUCUGCGUUGGCUAUACGAACUUGCUUUUUUGGUCCUAAGGGAGCUACGUCACGAUAUUUUGAGUCAUUUUUACAGUCGUAAAGAGUUGCCUUUAGAUAGAAUGAAACCUUGAAAUGAUCAUUUUAAAGGGCAGAAAGACACUAAAGAUGCAAGAACGGAACAAAGAUCGCUAUUCGUUAAGAAUGGUGAAUAUAAACAAGGAUUGCAAAUGAAGAACUCAUCCAGUGUUUGACGAGCAGUUGAUAAUAAGAAAGGUAAAAAGAUCGCAGCUAACGACAAUGAUUUUGUAAGAGCGGUUUCUUUUUGUUGUAAAUCUACUAUUUGCAAUCGAUAUAAAAAGACAUAAUACCGACUAACUUAUGAAGUUGGACCCCUUCUCCUUUUCCCUUUUAAAAUAUAUUUUAAUGUUUCUGCUACGAACUAUUACAGGUAUUUGCAAAUUACGCCGCAGCGAACAUAGUGCUGCUCUCGUCGUUGAACCCGCAUCACCAGAGCUUCAGCCCUCUCCUGAUCCUAUUGUAGUCAGCGAGCCUGGACCUAGUCUUUCAUCACUCCAAGAACAGUCUAGUGAGAUAAAUUUUCUUCUUUGCAUUUUUGCUCGGUUUCUUAAAGAAAGGGAAAACGAACGCACUUGUAGUAUAUUAUUUUUUUGGGGUAAUGUACAUUUUUUAAAACUCUAUAGGCAAUACCCAACCCACAACUCCCGGCAGGGACAGAUGAUAUAAGUUCUGAGGCACCUUCAUACGCCGCACAAGAGGUCGGUCCUGGGGUAAUCAACUCUGCAACUUCCAGUGGGGUCAGAUGAUGCAAGUUCAGAGGCCUUUUUCGUCCGCUUCACAGGAAUCAGUACCUGAGGUCGAAACGUCGCUAGAAUGGCAGCCAACUCCUCAAGUACGGUAUAGGCUUCACUUUCUGAAUAACUUCCUCCGGAACUCUGCGAACGGAAGAGUAAGUCCCAUUCGAUCUCAGCUUUGUACAGAUGUUUUGAAUUUGUCCUCUUCCUCAAGUCGCUACUGCAAACGUAAAGCAGUGCAAGCAGUAGAGACAGUACUGGAGGCAAUUGCGCCACAGCAGUCCACUUGGCGUUUCAAUCGGGUUGUUGAGAGGUACAGCAGUGGAAGGGGUGGCAACAGGCCAGAUAAUCGACUUCUUGGAAGACUCAUAAACCUCAAUGAAGAGGCAAAUUCAUGGUAUACCAGACAGCAGAUACUCUCUAUUUUUGUUUGUGACCACUCGAAGUCUGAAUUAUCGACCUUAAUUCUGGGUCUUACAAAAUGGAGAAUUGACGAAGCAAGAAAACACGCUUUUCUUAACGAGCCUGGUCAACAAAUAGAACCACCACAGAUCAAGCAAAAUAGACUGCACCCAGCAAAGGUAGACCACCUUCUUUAUUUUGUUUCUAGUCCGUCUCUUUUGGAAGAUGUCGCGUACAGAACAAAAAAGUUGAAACUUUCCGAUGGUGACACACUGGAAAUUCCUAAUGUGGUGAGAAAGGUGAUGGCAUCGAGACUUGUCCAACUGUACACAUCGUACUGUUCCGAGACUGGAUUUCAACCUUUAGGUCGAUCGACGCUGUUUAACAUACUGAAGGUA